Messenger RNA from Pundamilia nyererei, 538 nucleotides. RefSeq names its product cornifelin-like. Lineage: Eukaryota; Metazoa; Chordata; Actinopteri; Cichliformes; Cichlidae. The record is from RefSeq and is a predicted model, not a curated record. The transcript is spliced from 4 exons. Bases 53 to 538 code for a protein of 161 amino acids.
CACACAGGGAGUCCAGCAAGACCAGAGCAAUCCUAUAGCAUCUUGGCACACAAUGGCAGAGAAACCCUUGACAGACUGGGACAGUGGUCUUUGUGACUGCUUUGAGGAUGCACAUACUUGUUGCUAUGGAUUCUGGUGCGGCCCCUGCCUCGCCUGCACCGUUUCAGGAAGAUUUGGAGAGAACUACUGUCUCCCUUUAUGUGACAUACUUGGUUCUGCUGCAUUAGCAGCCUGUGGGAUACCCCUCUGUGUUCCACCAGCAGUUUUGUCUGUAAGGGCUGCCAUGCGAAACAGAUAUGGCAUCAAGGGCUCUCUCUGUAAGGACAUUGCAAUUUCCUGCUUCUGUGAGUGGUGCUCCUGGUGUCAGAUGCAUCGCGAGUUAAAGCAUCGCAAGAAAACGCCAACUGUCAUCAACUUACACAAUAACACUGUCAUCAACAUGCAGCCUGUUCCAACUGUCCAGCCAGGAGUGAUGAUGAUGCCUGCGCAACCAGUUGCAACUGGUUUCAUGACUCAACUAGGAGUUGUCAUUCACUAA